AUGUUUAAACGAAAAACGGUGCGAGCAAAGUCUCCAAAUGAUACUAAUAGACGUAAUUCGGUCACGUCGCCACGGUUUUAUGAAAUACUUGAUUAUGUGGCAACAAAAAUGGAUGUUCCUGUCCAAUUUGGUACCUUUAUGAAGAAACGAUAUAAUGUGAAUAAAGAACAGAUAUCAGUGCCAACGGAAUUUCAACAUUUAGUGCAUACGGAUAAUUUCGAGGAUGCUCAAGAAAUAUUGGAAAACAUGAGUAGAAACCCGACAAUGAAUAAAUUGCCUGAUCCUUCUAUUCGCACAAAGACGUUUUCUUCGCGUAAUAUUCUCGAAGCCGCUUUUCCACAAAGCAAGAAAAACGCCACUGGGACUGUGGUGAUGAAGGAUGUUGUUGACUUUGGUUUGGGUGAUGAACUCGUAGAUCAAGAGAUCAUGCCUUCUCUUGCAACUGUAGAGAAAUCCGCGGCAACCAAAAUAUAUUUCGAAAACUACUUUUAUGGUAUUCUCAAGGAACCAUCUGGACGUACGAAAAGACGUAUACAACUUGAAUCUGAGCUUGAACAGAUGGGAAUUCCGGAAGAUGACAAACGUGAAAUUAGACAAGAAUGGCUCAAUAUCGAGUCGGAUUACAUGCGUCUUAUUAGAACAAAAAUCACCGUUAAUUCAUUUCACAUCAUCAAAACUGUUGGACAUGGUGCUUUUGGGGUCGUGAAAUUAGUCAGGGAGAAAAGUACAGGAACACUCUAUGCCAUGAAAGUUAUGCGAAAAGCUGAUAUGUUAAAGAAGGGGCAGGAAGGUCAUGUACGCGCCGAAAGAGAUUUGUUAACUGCCGCUGCAGAGACAGCACAAUGGAUUGUGCGAUUAAUUUAUUCAUUUCAAGAUAUGGAUCAUUUGUAUCUUGUGAUGGAAUAUAUGCCAGGUGGUGACCUUUUGAAUCUAUUGAUUGAAAAAGAUAUUUUUGAAGAGCAGUUUGCGAAGUUUUAUGUAGCUGAAAUGGUGCUUUGUAUUGAGGAAGCACAUAAAUUCGGAUAUAUUCAUCGUGAUAUCAAGCCGGACAAUUUCCUGUUUGAUUCCGAGGGGCACAUAAGACUUUCAGAUUUUGGUUUGGCAACCGAUUUUCAUUGGGCUCAUGACUCGGCAUAUUAUGAACAGCAACGUAAAGAUUUAUUACGCAAAACUGGAGUGGAUAUUGAGACGGACACACUUACUCGUGCAAUGGGGAAGAAAUUCCAACUUCCUCAGAGAUGGGGCGAUUGGUCGGACGAUUUUGAUUCUGAAGAUGAGAAUGGGAUGCCGAAUAAAAAUAUCUUGACCUGGAGAGAUAAAAAUCGCAAAAAGAUGGCAUUCUCUGUUGUCGGAACGAAUAAUUAUAUGGCGCCGGAAGUUCUAAGAGGAACUGGAUAUGAUAGAGGAUGUGAUUGGUGGAGUUUAGGUGUCAUAAUUUUUGAGAUGCUUUACGGAUAUCCGCCAUUCUGUUCAAAAACACGCCACACAACACGUAUUAAAAUCAUUAAUUGGCGUCAAACACUACGUUUUCCUUCACGGCCUAAAGCUUCACGAGAAGUUCAAGAUCUGAUCGAAAAAUUAAUAUGCGAACGAGAGAAUCGUAUAGGAUCCGGUUCAACCUCCAAUAAUCUUAAAAGUCUUUAUACAGACAAUCGUAAAUCUUCGGUUGCCGGAUUAGGUGAUGCCUCAGAAAUAAAAGCACAUCCCUGGUUCAAAGACAUCGAUUGGGAUAAUUUGCAUAAUACAACACCUCCAUUCAGACCCAAACUGAAAAGCGAUAUUGAUACACGUUAUUUUGAAGAGAUUACUGAUGAUAAUCCAUUAGCGCCUCCGGAAGGCGAAGGAGAACGUAAACCCAGAGAUCCGAUGCUUCGCGAUAGAAAACACGGCACUGAAAUACUGAAUAUGCGAAAGCAGUUGGCGUUUGUUGGAUAUACGUAUCGUGGGUUACCAUUGGAUAAGCAGAGGGGUGGCAUGGCUGAAAGAGUAAUGGUAAAGACGGAUGAUAGGGAUGAUGGAAGCGUAAAAUUUAGAUCGAUGAGUUUAUAG
Ambispora leptoticha is the source of this 2049-nucleotide messenger RNA. The record is from the annotation of a GenBank genome assembly. NCBI's taxonomy places the organism in Eukaryota, Fungi, Glomeromycota, Glomeromycetes, Archaeosporales, Ambisporaceae.